Venustampulla echinocandica is the source of this 873-nucleotide messenger RNA. RefSeq lists its product as uncharacterized. Gene Ontology annotation, cellular component: lipid droplet; ascospore wall; prospore membrane. The record is from RefSeq and is a predicted model, not a curated record. The coding region runs from base 1 to 873 and encodes 290 amino acids. The transcript has 6 exons. NCBI's taxonomy places the organism in Eukaryota, Fungi, Ascomycota, Leotiomycetes, Helotiales, Pleuroascaceae.
AUGACCGGAAAACUCGACAGUGUGAAGACCAAGGCGAAAGAAGUCGCGGUGGAAGACUUCAACAAGGCCAAAGCCCUAGCAGAACAAGCAGCAAAAUCCAGAGCAUAUCUGUAUCCCAUCAAAGGCAUCUUCUAUUUCGCGAGCCAUAGUACAUUAUGGAAGCCUCUCAUUUCCAAACUCGUGCCAACAAUGACCUUAUCCGUCGGGGUAAUAGCAUUCAUGUUUAUUUUCGCAUACCUACCCCAGCUCUCCAUUCUUGUCCUCUUCAACGGACCCGUCGCCGUACUCACGACCGUGCUCCUUACGUUAAGUGAGAGCUCGACAAUCAUUACACUCCUCUCGAGGAAUUUCCUGAUACACGAUGCUUUGGUCGAUACAUUUGACGGAGUUCUAGUUGCGCGGAAUCAGACCUCCGUGGUGUCUGAGGGGCGAGAACUGCGGUCGGGGAAUUUUAAUGAUCCCAUUGCGAAAUUGGGGAAGCUUAUUAAGUCGCCGUUUGAAAAGUUCACACCCAAGGCUCUUAUUAGAUAUGUGAUGUAUCUACCUUUGAAUUUUAUCCCUCUUGUGGGGACGGUGCUGUUUGUGGUUCUGCAAGGGAAAACUAGAGGACUUUCCGCACACACCCGAUACUUUCAACUGAAGAAAUGGUCGAAUUCCAAGAGAGAGCAAUGGCUGCAGGAGAAUACUGCUCCCUAUACAGCGUUUGGAACCGUGGCGACUUUACUUGAACUCAUCCCGGUUGCCUCAAUAUUCUUCUCUUUCACCAACACGGUUGGUGCGGCACUUUGGGCUGCCGACAUUGAAAACAACAACACUAGUAUGACAGAAAUGCAAACCCCCAAGGGAGGAAAGGACGUGAAAAAGUCUGAGUAA